AUGAGCUCCAUUGGAACUGGGUACGACUUAUCAGUAUCCACAUACUCGCCAGACGGUCGCGUCUUCCAAGUCGAAUAUGCUGCAAAGGCUGUAGAUAAUAGCGGGACCGUCAUUGGCCUGCGUGUCCCCGAAGGUAUUGUACUGGCUGUAGAGAAAUUGGUGCAGUCGAAGUUGUUGGUUCCCAAGUCGAAUAGAAGUAUCCAGACUGUUGAUACACAUAUUGGUGUGGCUACGGCUGGCUUGUUAGCAGAUGGUCGUCACAUUGUUAAUAGAGCUCGAGAUGAGGCAGAGAGUUAUCGAGAUAUUUACAGGGUACCGAUUUCUGGAAAGAUGAUUGCUGAUAGAGUAGGUCAUUAUGUACAAAUAUACACUCUCUAUUCGAGUGUUCGACCGUUUGGAGCGAGUGCGAUAAUCGGGACAUUUGACCUUGACGGUCCCCAGUUAUACAUGAUUGAGCCAUCCGGUGUCUAUUGGGGCUACCAUGGCUGCGCAAUUGGAAAAGGAAAACAGGUAGCGAAAACUGAGAUUGAGAAGCUCAAUCUCGAUAAACUAUCAAUUGUAGACGCAGUAAAACAAGCAGCGAGAAUAAUUUAUGCAGUUCAUGACGAGGCAAAAGAUAAAGAAUUCGAAUUGGAGUUAAGCUGGGUGACCGCGCAAAACAAACGGCAUGAAUUUGUGCCUGCUGAUCUUGCCGCUGAAGCAGAGAGAUUAGCCAAGGAGUCUCUAAAUGAAGAAAUGGAAGAUGAUUAA
Paraglomus occultum is the source of this 750-nucleotide messenger RNA. The record is from the annotation of a GenBank genome assembly. NCBI's taxonomy places the organism in Eukaryota, Fungi, Glomeromycota, Glomeromycetes, Paraglomerales, Paraglomeraceae.